Molecule: messenger RNA, 1548 nt
Organism: Cyclocybe aegerita
Lineage: Eukaryota; Fungi; Basidiomycota; Agaricomycetes; Agaricales; Hemipholiotaceae
Source: the annotation of a GenBank genome assembly
AUGUCGUCCACCACACUCACCUCAACAAUGCACCGAUCGCAGAAUACACGCCCUUCCCGCACUCCCCCUCCAGUCGCCACAGAAUAUCAGCCCAGGCCGGCAUCCCAGUCAACUAUCGUCCCUUCAACAUCCCCUCCAUCCUCAAGCCACACUCCUCGUCGUCCAUCUGUGUCCAGCACCAUGCACUGGCUCUCGCGUAGCUCUACACAAGCACCAUCGUCAACAGCCUAUACGCCGACCAAGCCCAUAAAGGUCUCGGAGCCGAAGCUUGCCCGCAAAAUCGACUCCCUGACGCCCCCACAGCGCAGCGGAACUCUAGGCGAGGGUGCCACCAUCGUCCGCACUCCGGACGAGGCUCUACGCGAAACCGGCGUAAGACUAACCUUGGACAAGGACAAGUCUGCGUCCACCAGCUCGCGCAGCUCCGUAGACAAGAAAGAGAGGUCUACGAAGCCCCCCAAACCGCGUCCUGUAUCUCCUGCCAAACACGAAGAGCCUAUAUCACCGCCCACAAGCCCCCCGCUCCCUCCACUGCCACUUCAAGAGGAAGAUGAAUUCAGACUGCUCGAAACAUCGAGUACUGGGUCAAAGACACCUUCCAAGCCUAGCAGAGCGCCUCCUCCAGCCCCACUCUCUCCGACGCGUCGUUCAUCGCUGAAAGGUCCUCGUUCUAUUUCAAUGUCUACCUCCGAAGAGCCUGUACCAGUGCCCCCAAUACCAGCUCAUGUCGCCGCCUCCACCCAACCUCCGCCCUUCCAACCUAUCCUCAUCGCCGAGCCGUCGAUGAUCGUAGACGCGUCCAAAGUAAUCGUCACGCUCGAGACAUGCACCACAACAUACAGAACGACACUAACGACCCUCCAUUCACGGCCGUCCCAUCUCUCCAAUUAUCUUUCAUCCCUCUAUCGCGCAUCCGACACCAAAUCUGUCGCUUCCUCCAUCUACUCUACAGAAAGUGACGACAUGGCCAUGUACCGCAGUCAUCUGACUUCUCAGGGCCUUGCGCCUUUAUCCUCGAACAUCCACAUUUUCCUGGAUCGUCCCAGUGCUCCAUAUGCUCACAUCCUCAGCUAUCUCCGGUCGCUUGCCAUCGAGGGUCAGCCGGACUCCCUCCCUCGUGCCUUGCAGCUCCUGGGGUCCUCUCCCUCGCAGUCGCGUCUCGAGACGCUGAUCGAGGUGCGUGACGAGGCAGCCUACCUAAACCUCGAGGGCCUGUACAAGCUCUGCGCGGAAGAGAUCCGGCACCGAUAUGGCCCCCGGUAUCACCACCGCGGCAACAGCUCUGCGUCGAUCCACAGCCUGCAUGCCUCUGUCUACAGCCUGCACACGCUCCUCGAGAAGGUGGAGACUGACAUCAGGCAGAGUAUUAGCACGCCUGAAGCGGGUGUUGGCCUUGCUGCCAGGAGGAGCAAGCAGCCCAGUCCCUCUGGAGAGACGACUGCAAAAUUGCCGCCAACCCCACAAUCCUGGGAUGGUCCGCUGUUCCAGCGUAGCGAGAGCCGACAAUCCCAUUCAAACCCAAAAUCUGCUCCAGCUGGCUGGAUCUGA